Biomphalaria glabrata is the source of this 3963-nucleotide messenger RNA. RefSeq names its product atrial natriuretic peptide receptor 1-like. The transcript is spliced from 22 exons. Gene Ontology annotation, molecular function: protein kinase activity; ATP binding; guanylate cyclase activity. The record is from RefSeq and is a predicted model, not a curated record. Gene Ontology annotation, cellular component: membrane. NCBI's taxonomy places the organism in Eukaryota, Metazoa, Mollusca, Gastropoda, Planorbidae. Bases 329 to 2914 code for a protein of 861 amino acids. Gene Ontology annotation, biological process: intracellular signal transduction; receptor guanylyl cyclase signaling pathway; cGMP biosynthetic process.
UAAGCCAGCGGGCAAUGCAUAAUUGUGCAAUUAAUUAUUUUUACUGUCAUUAUAUGGAUUAAUGGAUAUCUAAAUCUAGACUUGUGAUUUAGAGCUCUUAUGAUCUAAUAGAUAUCUAGAUCUAGACUUGUGAUUUAGAGCUCUUAUGAUCUAAUAUAUAUAUCGAUAUCUAGACUUGUGAUUUAGAGCUCUUAUGAUCUUAUAAAUAUCUAGAUCUAGACUUCUAGAACGAACAAGAAUCUAGAAGUAAUCUAAUCUAUAUAUAGAUCUGGAUAAAUAGCCUACUUCUUGAGCUGGAAUCUAGACCUAUGCCAGCGCCCAAGUUGAGAUGGUGACCUAUGACCUAUUUAAUUUAAAUAAAAAUGAUGACGAGCUGCUCAAGAAACUGAUAGAGUCAAGUUCUAAUUCUAGAGUUUAUGUCUUACUAAUGAGCCUGCCAGAUGUUCGGCGCUGUCUUCUGCUGGCCGCACGUCUGGGAAUGACCAGUCGGGAGUACUUGUACAUUGUACCAGACAUCGAAGGAAGUGUCAGCACUAAUCGAUCUCCUUGGCAGUUCAAUGAGACCGAUGACAUGGCUGCCAAGAAAGCUUUUCAGACGGUUAUGUUCAUCAAUAUUCAAAGACCUGUGAGCUCAGACUUUAGCGACCUCUUGAAACGUUUGAAUCAACAGAUGUAUGGAUCAGAUGUCUCGAAAUAUGUCACAUCGACCUACAGUGAUGAAGAAGAAAAUGUGAACCAGUCGAGUAUAAUGGCCCAGCAGCAUAUACUUUCUGGAUAUUACAAUGCUUUCAUGAUUUACUUGACGGCAGUCAAUGAAACACUGGCAGAAGGCAAGAACAUCAGUGACGGUAUUCGUUUGGUUGACAGAAUGGGAAACAGGACCUAUGUUGGUAAAACAGGCGUCAUUCAAAUAGACUAUGAAGGCAACAGAGUCAUCAACUUUAGUUUCUCAGACAUGAUUGACGAGGAGAAUGGAACGUUUGAGGAUGUUGUUUGGUACAUAGAUUUAACUGGACAAAUCAACACUAAACUUGGUUAUAGCCAGUUCUGGCCAGCAGGAGAAGGUUACGUUAAGGACAUACCAGAUUGUGGCUACCUCCACGAACUUUGUCAGUCCGAUACUUCCGACACCACAGUAGCUGUGUCUUGCGGUAUUGUUGCCUGUAUCCUUGCAAUGUCUAUUGGAAUAACAGUUGUUCUAAGGAUUCGUUACAACACUUUAAAGAGAGAUUUGUAUUGGUGGAAGAUCAAUUUAGACGAAAUGCAGCCAAUCAAAAACAACUUAACAAAAUCAACUUUUUCUUCGGGAUUCUAUCACAUGAGUAAACUGUUUGCUUACAACCAGAGUGCCACCAAUGCCACAGAAUCAAGUGUAGCUAGCAAUGGGAUCUACCUGUAUAAAGGCAAUAUGGUGAGACUGAAUCCUUUAUGCGAUACAAAUAUUCAUGUGACUCAAAGUUUGCUCACAGAGUUUGACCAGAUAAGAGAUAUCAAUCAUUCUAACUUACAACGAGUUCUCGGAGCCAUGUUGGAAGGUGACAGAAAAAUGAUUGUCACAGAAUAUUGUCACAAAGGAACUCUUCAGGAAAUUCUAAUGGAUACCAAGUACACACUGGACAGUGUCUUCAUUUUCUCAAUACUAAGUGACAUUGUCAAGGCCCUAACUUUCCUAAACAAACACCCUCUUCGAGUCCAUGGUCGACUGACUAGUGAUGUCUGCAUGAUUGACUCCAGGUUCUCAGUCAAAAUUGCUUGCUAUGGUUUACCAACUAUUUAUGAUCACAUCAAGUUGCAAAACAAAAACCAGUCGUUAGAAAAAGAUCUUCUAUGGGUAGCCCCUGAGCUGUUAAGACAUGGAGGUAAUCCUACACCACAAGGAGAUGUUUACAGUCUUGCCAUUAUUAUGUCAGAAAUGCUGACCAGAGAUGAACCCUACAGUAAUGAUAAGGAAUCCCUGACAUUAAAGGAACUGGUUGAAAAAAUCAAGUCCUAUCAAGAUCCACCUUACAGGCCUACAGUUUCUACCACACCAGAACUAAUGACCAUGGAGUCACUAAUGAGAAAAUGUUGGGAUGAAGACCCAGAGAAAAGACCUUCACUACACUCAAUACAUUCUAUCAUCAACAAACUGAUGGUAAAUGUCAACAAAUCUGGAGGUUUGGUUGACAACUUACUGCAGAGGCUAGAGAAGUACAGCAGUAAUCUAGAGAAAAUUGUGGAUGAGAAAGUGGAUGAACUGAGACAAGAGAAACAAAAGUCAGAAGAGUUACUUAAACAAAUGUUACCUGCAUCUGUUGCUGACAGAUUAAAAGCUGGACUGACAGUUGAGCCAGAAUUUUAUGACUGUGUGACCAUCUACUUCAGUGACAUUGUAGGCUUCACAGUCAUCUGUUCACAGCUAACUCCUGUCCAGAUCAUAAAUCUAUUGAAUGAUUUGUAUUCUUGUUUUGAUGAGAUUAUAGGAAACUAUGAUGUGUACAAGGUGGAAACAAUAGGAGAUGCCUACAUGGUGGUUUCAGGUCUCCCAACCAGAAACGGCAAUGAGCAUGCUAGUCAGAUUGCAAAAAUGUCUCUAGCAUUACUUAGAAGUGUUUCUAAUUUUACCAUCCGAGAGUUGUCAAAAGAGAAGCUAAAACUCAGGAUUGGGCUCAACUCAGGCCCAGUAUGUGCAGGUGUUGUUGGUCUCAAAAUGCCAAGAUAUUGUCUGUUUGGUGAUGCAGUGAACACAGCGUCUAGAAUGGAGUCCAAUGGAGUUGAAUUCAAGAUUCACAUGAGUAGCAGCACAACCAGCAUUCUGACAAAAUUCUACAAGUUUGUGAUUGAAAGUCGUGGAGUAGUUGACAUUAAGGGUAAAGGCUUAAUGGAAACAUUUUGGUUACUAGGCGAGGAUCAACAAAGUGAGAAUCCAGUGUAACACCAAGUUGACACCUAUUACAACAGUAUUAUGUUACCAUGGACUGAUGUUCAGUUAAGCUUUGGACAAAGAUUUUCAAUUGAUUGAUGCUAAUAUUUUCAAUCUAGAACAACAUUUUUUUCUAAGAGACUUUCUUAAAAAAAUAUUGAAUUGUGUUAUGAAUUGGAACCCUUCAUUUCUAAAGAUUUUAUGAUCUAAGUAAGAUGACACUUACUUUUGUCUAAGACUUCUUAGCACAGGACAAUGUAAGAAAAUGUGGUGCCUGAGAUGGACACAAUGUAUUUACUUUUGCUAUAUAUACUGAACCUGUGUAAUUAAAACCUUCCAGCAGUAUACAAACAAGACUUGUGUGCGUCUAAAUAGAAUUAAAACUUAGCACUUAUCAUAUAUCUAUAUAGAAGUAAAAUGAUUAGUUCAACUUAAGAGUUCAGGAAAAGUGGAAAAGGAUUUAAAAAUUAAGUGGAGGAAUGGAAUCCAGGACUGUACUGAUGUAUUCUUCAGAGAUCCUAAAAAUCAUCAGAGAACUGAAACAGAUAUCAGCUUUGAUACUCUCUUCUUCUCUCUAGUACACACAAAUCUAAAUUUAUAUAGUUCGUCCAUUAUUGUUUUUAAUGAUGACUACUUUUGUCAUCCAGGGGGAUAAGGACUUCGCACUGGGGUUUUGUGCCUCCUCAUGUGGCUGGUGAGACCUAUGUGAGCCUGGAUAUGUUUGGCUGCAAACUGGGCAGGUUAUUCCAGCUGAAGCUAGUGUCGUUGUUCUUAUCUAUGAGGCUACAGGAGAGGUCAACAGGAUUAAGAGGUCUUUGGACAGGAAAAAUAUAUUUGAGACUUUCCUCAUAUCAUGCCUACCACAUUCCUGCAUUCCACUGCUAUUUUUUUUUAUUUAUUUUAUAUGCUUAGGAUAUUCCUUCAUUAUUGAAGAUUAUUAAAUCACACCCCAAACCUCCUACAUAACAGUAGGUGAUGGUGGUUGACAGGAUUCAAACCCAGGACUAUCGAUUCCACAGUCCAGAGUGCAUGGCACAUGACCAGGCCAAUUAAUAGCCAUU